Molecule: messenger RNA, 807 nt
Organism: Armigeres subalbatus
Lineage: Eukaryota; Metazoa; Arthropoda; Insecta; Diptera; Culicidae
Gene: Atg12
Product: autophagy protein 12-like
Exons: 3
Coding region: 282-644 (120 amino acids)
Biological process (GO): nucleophagy; autophagosome assembly; autophagy of mitochondrion
Cellular component (GO): phagophore assembly site membrane; cytoplasm; Atg12-Atg5-Atg16 complex
Source: RefSeq, a predicted model, not a curated record
GACACCCCUUCUUUAAAUAAAAUUGGCAGAAUUUUUUGGAUUUUUCCACCUCAGAACAAUAUAUUUCUAUAGCAAUCUUGCACUCUGAGGUGAUGUAAUAAAAAUUUGACUGUCAAUUUUGUUUUGAAGAGGGAAAACUAUCGCAAUACGCCCUGUUACAAGAUAUAGCUUGAAGUAACUCUUAUUCAAGCUGCCACUUUUUAUUAUUAUCAUCACGGAUUUUGUUAAGUAAAAUUUUGUGUUACUACUUCUAAACUUGAUAAAAUCCUAAACGGAAAAUCAUGUCAGACGCGGUAGCCGAUUCUACAGAAAAAGAUUUAGUAUCAAACGUGGAAAAUCUGUCUUUGGAGCAGCAGAAGAUCGAAAAACAAGAAGCAAAAAAAAUCGAUAUUAUCCUGCAUGCGACCGGAAGUGCUCCAAUACUAAAACAAAAGAAAUGGGCGGUCGAUCAGGAGAAGCCAAUAAGCGCAAUUAUCAAAUUCAUUCAUAAAUAUCUCAAACUUGAAACCGGGGAAAAAUUGUUUUUAUACAUAAAUCAAACAUUCGCACCAUCGCCAGAUCAAAUUAUCAAGAAUCUUUACGACUGCUACGGCGCAAAUGGAAAAUUAGUGCUACACUACGCCAAGAGUCAAGCCUGGGGUUGAUUCUCGCCAAGAAAUGAUUAGAUGUAUUUUUUCUAAUAGCUGCUGCAGCUCGUCUGAGGUAUUAGCCACUUUCUAUACAUUCUGAUUCUAAGUCAUUUGAUGUAAGACAUUUUCCACAGCGUCUUGAAUAAAUGCGAAACAAAAUUCGCUGCUUUGAUGAGUA